This is a messenger RNA of Oppiella nova, 2273 nucleotides long. Lineage: Eukaryota; Metazoa; Arthropoda; Arachnida; Sarcoptiformes; Oppiidae. The record is from the annotation of a GenBank genome assembly.
CUGUCAUUCAGACACAUGUAUUGAUCCCAAAUCCAGUGCUCUUUUAUCACAACAGGAUUCUGAUGCAAAAACUCAAGAAUCAAACAUUCAUUGAAAUUCCAAAAGAGUUGGGAAGAAAUACCACAUUCACUAUAACUAGUGAUGACAUACGGCUGUUGAAUAUCACUGUCACAUCACCCAACGGAACAGUUUAUAGUAUGACGAGUGAUAUUGUAGUUUACAAACCGACAGAAAUGAAGGCUCAGUUCAAUAUACGAUUGGCCACUGAAGGCAAAUGGAAAGUGAGUUUUGAGAAGAGACAACAUGAGACGGUAAUCGCAUACUUGUCGGUCACCAGUGAGUCCAGAGUAGAUGAGCCCAUUAAAGUGAGGGCUUGGAUGGACACACCAUUUGCGGGGACCGGCAAACCACCCACGGCUGUCAUUAACGCAGAAGUGACCAAAAGAUAUAAUUAUAUAAUUUGUGCCGAUGUUAUAGCUAUGGUGGACAGACCCAAAGGACAGCCAAUUUUUAUUCAAUUAUACGAUAAUGGGGUCGUGAUUGCCAUCCACUCGGAUGUUAAAGAAAGCGAUCAAUUGAUCACAAACUUAGAAGAAUUGCUGAGAAAAUCGUCGGCUUUUCUCUAUAAAGCCACUGAAGGCAGGGCUCGGUUUGUGGAGUUUGAGGUUAUUCUUCCUGAGACAUGGAGUAAGAAGGAUGGCUACGAAUCCAUUGCCGGCUCACACUUUCUUAGCUCUCACAUCAGAAUCGCACCGACAGAUAAAGUUAAGAGUGACGAGCCAUACACUUAUCAACCGAGAGGUUGUGGACAACCCGGAGAAUACAUUCAAUUAACUGAUGGCUUCGUUAAUCAACUAAACGGAAAAACUCGAGAUGACUUUGAAUAUCCAGAAAAGCAUUUGAUUCACGAAUGGGCGCACUAUAGGUAUGGUGUGUUUGAUGAGUACGGCAUUGAAGGCGACUCGAAAUACCCGUCAUUUUAUUUGGAAAACGGAACCAUAUAUCCGACAACUUGUAUAAAAGGAAUUAAAGGUAGACAGGAGGACAUGGAUGGCAAUCCGUGUAAGAUUUAUAGUGGGGGUCAAGUGGACUCCAACUGUCGAUUUAUUCCCGACAAAUCGGACAAUAGUGCCGUCGCAUCCAUUAUGUUUAUGCCUCACAUCCAAUCUAUUGAAAAGUUUUGUCUAAACAACACAAAUGACACAAAACUUUUACAUAAUAAUUAUGCGCCCAAUAAGCACAACAUUCAAUGCAAUUAUAGGAGUACUGCAGAAGUGAUCGAAGAGCACCGCGACUUUAAAAAUCAAAAUCCCGAUACAUUGAGUGACGGAUAUUCAGAGCCAGUCAUAAGACUGAUACGAAUCGAUGAGGACCAGAGCUCUCGGUUUGUGCUCGUAUUGGAUGUGUCGGGAAGUAUGCGGGACUUCGGGAGGUCUGCACUCUUGCACAGAGCGGCCACACGUUUUGUCAAUGACCUCAUCCCCGAUGGCAUGGAAUUAGGAAUCAUUCAGUUCUCGACAAAUGCAACCGUUUUGCACCCAAUGAUCACAAUCAAUGAAACUACUCGUCAGAGUUUGGCAGCAACUAUACCGAAGAUACCUGAGGGUUGGACAGCAAUUGGCAAAGGAUUACAACUGGCGCUCGAAAUGCUGUCUGAGGACGAGGGCGGCACUCGUGGGGCGACUAUUAUAUUGAUUACAGACGGCGAAGAGAAUCAGAAAGAGCCCACAAUUGAGGAGAUCAUACCUGAAGUUUAUAAGGCGGACAUCAAAGUGGACUCAAUUGCCAUCUCGACUGAAGCGGAUGCGAGACUCGAGAAUAUAUCGUCAAAUAGCGGAGGAAAAUGCUUUUAUAUGAGAGAUAACGACAACGCGACCAAUACUGCGAUGGAAACCGCUUUUAUGGGAUUUGUCUCACAACAGGCAUCAGAAGUAGGUGUUUGGGAAGUGAUUAUAGACAAAAACUACUCUUAUAAUAGGGAUAUAGUCGUAGCGUUAACAGUGACGAGUGAUCCCAAGAAUCCUAAUAAUCAACCGAUUCGUGUGAAUUCAUAUUUCGGUGAACUAGAGGUCAGAUAUCCGGCAACUGCUCUCAUUUAUGCUGAAGUAAUGAAAGGGCCAAAUGGUAUCAUUGGAGCUAAAGUUUUAGCUAUUGUUGAGAGGCCUGAUGCUGAAGAUGUUGAGGUUGAUCUCUAUGAUGACGGCAUUGGAGCUGAUAUAUCGGCUAAUGAUGGCAUCUAUACGACAGCCUUUACACAAUUCACACAAAAUGGG